CAGGCCGUUCGGAACGUAAGUGCGCCCCGGCGGCCCUGCCCUCGGCCCUGGCUCCUGCCCCCUAAGUGCCCUCUUAUCUGUCUGUCGGUCUUGCACAACGCCGCGAUGCCAGCCCCUCUGGAGACCUGUAUCUCGGACCUCGACUGUGCCAGCAGCGGCGGCAGCAGCACCAGCGACCUGUCCGGCUUCCUCACCGACGAGGAGGACGGUGCCAGGCUCCAGCCCUCCGCGUCCGCCUCGGGGCCGCCUGUGCCGGCCCGCAGGGGCGCACCCGGGAUUCCGGUCACAUCAGACACUCCUCGGGCCCAGGACGAUGAGCAGGAGAGGCGGCGGCGCAGGGGCCGCGCACGGGUGCGCUCAGAGGCGCUGCUGCACUCGCUGCGCAGGAGCCGGCGCGUCAAGGCCAACGACCGCGAGCGCAACCGCAUGCACAACCUGAACGCGGCGCUGGACGCGCUGCGCAGCGUGCUCCCCUCCUUCCCAGACGACAGCAAGCUCACCAAGAUCGAGACGCUGCGCUUCGCCUACAACUACAUCUGGGCUCUGGCCGAGACUCUGCGCCUGGCCGACCAGGGACUGAGCGGGGGCGGUGCCCGGGAGCGCCUCCUGCCGCCUCAGUGCGCCCCCUGUCUCCCGGGGCCCCCGAGCCCCUCCAGCGACGCGGAGUCCUGGGGCUCCGGCGCCGCUGCCUCCCCCUGCGCCGCUGCCGCCUCGCCACUCUCUGACCCCAGUAGCCCCGCGGCGUCCGAAGACUUCACCUAUGGCCCCGGCGACCCGCUUUUCUCCUUUCCAGGCCUGCCCAAAGACUUGCUCCACACGACGCCCUGUUUCAUCCAUUACCACUAGGGCCCCUUUUGAAUACCGUUACUUUCCCGCUCCCCAGUAGAUGGGGGCCCAGCUGUGGCCUCGGGGUCCCUGUCCAGGCGGAGGGAGGAAACGGGAGCUUUAAGGGGACAGGAGAUACCUGAGCCGCUUGUCAGGUCGCUGCACCCUCGCAGGGGCUACCCCUUGGUCCGCUUCUCCAGCCCUCCGCCCGGGGCCCCUCCUGCCCGCCCCUAGACGGCCUAUCCUUUUGCACUUUCGGAACUCCACAAAACCUCCUUUGUGGCGGGCUCAGAGCUGACCCCAGCCACCACUUCAGUGUGAUUUAGAAAAGGGACAGAUCAGCCCCUGAAGUCGAGGUGAAAAGUCAAUUUUACAAUUUGUAGAACUCUAAUGAAGAAAAAUGAGCAUGAAAAUUCGGUUUGAGCCGGCUGACAAUACCAUGAAAAGGCUUAAAAAGGAGAGACAAGGAGUGGGCUUCAUGCAUUAUGGAUCCCGACCCCCACCACUGCAGGCUUGCUGGAGGAAGAACCCCAGACUCUUGCGUAGCUAUUCAGGCACCGGGCUGGAGAGUACUUUAAUUUAUUCAAGAUGCUUCAUUCAUAUGAAAAUGUAUUUUUGUACAUAAAGAGUUUAUUCUAUUAUUAUGAGCUAUCAAAGUUUACAUUUUUGUACUGCAGAUGUUUCAUGUAAAUAAAUCCAAAUAAAAAAGAUAAGAAGUCACCAAGUUUCUUGCUUACGGUUGGGGCUUUUCUUCCUUUCCCCUGGCUGGGGCUUUUCUUCCUUUCCCCUGGCUGCUCACCCCCUAAAGUGAAACACUAUCCGCAACCACCUUCAAACCUCCAGUCCUGUUUCAAAAAUAAUCAGAAAAUAAAAUGCCCCUGAUUUCCACCCAGAACUGGAUCAAAACAGACCAGGGCAUUUGAGAUCUAUCAUUUCCUUGGGCCUUGUCAAUGCAAGGGAGACCUUUCAGGCUCCCCAUAAGCCAAUUAGGACUUUUUAGUGGGGAAUUAGCCCCGGAUAUGCAGCUACCUGUAGAGGUGGGGCGGUGGGAGAGUCUUUCUUUUGAGAAACUCCACAUCAGCUGGCUCUGUGUUUCAAAGAGAGGGGAUUAAAAAGAUCAAUAGUGUGACCACUGGCUACAAGUCCCAGUGACAGGUGGGCCCAGGCUGAGCAAGCAGAAGGGUCCGCGCCUAGAACAGCCUCUUUAGAGGGGGAAAUUGAUUUGUAAACAAUGCCUCCGAACUGUUCCCUGAAACUGGGAUCGCCCUGAUGGGGAGGUGCCGGUGUGGUGUCCCUGGAUGGCUGUGAGGCUGCCAAAAUUGGGAGUCAGGGUGUCUGCACUUCUCCCACACUCCCCCCGCCCCCCACCCCACAACACACCGUGCCCACGAGAUCCACAGAGGGGGACAUGGGGUGGGGACUCAGUCGUGGUUUGCUCAGCGAACCAGGGGCAAGAGCCAAAGCUUUCAUUUGCUGCCAGAGAAAUCGGCCGCCCAAACUCAGUGGGGAAUUUUCUGGCGGCAGAGUGUUUGUCUGCUGUCCGACAAUCAGCUAACAGCACUGGCCAGCAGCGGCGUUUGUGUGAAAUCUCGAAAAGUGGAUAAUUAUAAGAGAUAGUUCCUAUAAUGCAGUUGCUACCUGUUCCCCCAGCUCAUAAGUGACCCCACAUUAAGACCCAUUUUUUUUUCUCAUUGGGUUUCCCCUUUUCAUGAAUAUGGUCAUUUAGUGGAAGGAGGCAGAAAGGGGGUUAGGAAAAUGGUAUUGUACAGUGUUAGAGAAAUCCUAUCUGUUUAGGAGGUGAAUAGAAGCAGAGGCCCAGCAGUAGGGCCCCUGGUAGCAUCUUCUCCUGCGGAAGCCUUUUUCCUCCUCAUACGCAUGCCCUGAGAUAAGCCGAAUCCUCUGCGCCAGAUGCUGGGUGCCCCCCAGGAGUCACUGCCAAGUCCAGCCAUGGUCAAGGAGCUCCCUUUCAGAUAAAAAGACUCCCUUCCAGAAGUUGGAAGCUUUCUCUAACUAUCUUCAGAACAGAGACAAAGAGACUUCCAGGAACGUCUUCGGAAGUUGUGAGGGCUCAGAACAGAGUUGCUUCUGCUAAAAACUCCAAGGAAACAACUUGUCUCCUGAAUGACCCUACGGGGCCCUGCUCCAUUGUCUGUCUCAGAAUUAAUUCGCUCUCCCAGCUUUGCAUUUUCCGAGAGCAAAAGACACAAGCGAUCUGCAUCAGCUUCUCUGCUCUCCCAUGCAUAGGAUGCUCAGAAGUGCCUCCCACCAGCCUUCUGAGGGGCUCGGGUAGGGUCUGCAAGAAAGCAGGUCCCCUAUGGACACAGCUCAUGGUGUAGGUGCACGUGUCUGGGCCAGAGAAAGAGAACAGCUAAUGCACAUCCAUGUCCCAAAGCUUGUGGGGAGACUACCAGCAAACAAACAUCCAGCACAUUGCAUGCAUCCUGGAGCCAAGGGCGGCAGCAGGAGCUUUGUCUCCUACAGCUGCCUCAAGCCAGCACUGCAAACAGAAAAUGCCACUACCCGCAGGACUGCAGCAAACCACACUCCCAACUCUGUUACCAAAACAGGCUCACAACUCCAGGUACAGAGCCCAGAGCACCUUCCACCUAAAGAAACAUCUUUAAUGUCAGUUUCUGGGGUGAGUCUCCACCCUGCCAGUUAACACUGUCCAUUCUUCCAUGGAAGCAAAUCUCUAGGCAGCCUUUGUAGCCCCGGAAUAAGAGAAAGAAGGAAACUGAUUGAAAAUGCUUAUCCCGGGGUUCCCUCUGUGGCACAAUGGGACCAGGGGUGUCUCUGCAGAGCCAUGACAUAGGUUCGAUUCCCAGCCCAGCACAGUGGGUUAAAGGAUCUGGCAGUGUAGCAUAGGUCACAA
Molecule: messenger RNA, 3697 nt
Organism: Sus scrofa (pig)
Lineage: Eukaryota; Metazoa; Chordata; Mammalia; Artiodactyla; Suidae
Source: RefSeq, a predicted model, not a curated record